CGUCGCACUCGCGACUGUACCGUAGCGGCGCGACGCGAGGCGACGCGGCGCGCCGCGACGCUGCCGAUCCUCUUCUCCUGGCUAGACGCACUUCAGUGCGCCGCGAGAGCGCUCCGAAACCGCUUGUUGAUCUUACGCCUCCCGUUCGGAGCGAGCAAGGCCGCGCUGUCGACUGUAGAAAGCUUUUGAGGAGAAAAAGUGUGAAAGUAGAGAAAAAGUUGCGAAUAAACGUCACGGAAUAGAACGUGAAAAUGCCAUGGAAUAGGAAAACUUAAUAUUUAACGAUUGGCGAGAAGUAGUGCAUCAUUGAGACCCUUUGGCUUCAAAUCACCAGUGUUCAUCAUGUAAACUAAAAAAAGAAAAAUGAACAUCGAUAAACUUAUUAAUGAGUGCGUCAGUCAACGUAGUCGAUAAACAAUGAAUAAGAAGUAAAUAACAAAUGAGAGAUAAACAUGAAUUAUUUAAAAAAAAGACUGUUAAUUAUUUUAAACAAUUGUAUUUUUAACAAUAUGAUUAUUGAAUAAUAAAAGGUUACCAAUAUAAUUAUUGGAUAUAUGAUUGGAGUAUACAGAAUGACCGUAAAAGAAUAAUAAUCGUACUCAAGAUUGGUUAAUAAAUUUAAUAUGAUUAGCAACCAGUACGGUCAAUCAGCACGAUCAACAUUCUCUGGAUAGUAAAUUAUCCGUGGUCGCGCCAGCAAGAUUAAUAGUGGUUCGAGACUGUUAAUGAUUGGUAACCAUAACACGAGCUUAUAUAUGUGCGCUUACGAAAUUAGCACUGUAAACGGAAAUUCCCAUCGAAUUCAAGCUUAUUGAUAUCAUCGAUAACCGUUAGGAUUAUUAAUAAAAUAAGUAAAGACUGAUGCAAACAAUGUGAAUAAGUUCUAUUAAAAUCUCGAAAAUUUUAUUAGAUCUUACUAAGAGACAAUACAAACGUAACUCCAUUAAUUUAAUGCAAAUUUUAACAAUAACUAUCGUGAUCGUUAACGAGUAAAAAAUAUCGUAAAUUAGUGACAUCGAGAGUGACGUGAAUCGACACUCGGUAUAUUUACUUCAGCCGCUAGCCGAAAAGUUACUUUAUCAUUUGACAAAAAAAAAACGAGAAAUUAAUGGACAACUGCAACUACAAAGAUACACCGGGGAUCAAAAAAUAAUCAAUCUAAACUUUUUCAAGAGAAAAAAACCUGAGGUUUAUCCGAAACGAUCAAAGAAGCUUCGCAAGUAUAAUCCUUCGGGGACACAACGGGCUUCUUUUACUUCUCUUUGAGAAAGAAAAAGUGAUUCAUUCACGAAGUAACAAGUGUAUUUUAAUGGAUGAGUAUCGCAGAGACACCCAAGUUGUACAAAAGACGAUCAACCGAGAGCUUUUUCAAGAAUUAAAACUAAUCUUACUUAAGACUCCAAGAAUUCUCGGAUUAUUAAGACUUUUCGUUUUUUUUUUCUCAUUAAGUUAGCUUACGCGAUACAAUAAUAAAGAAACAAGUUAAUUAAAAAGUUCUCUUCAGAAAAUAAAGGAUUUAUUUAAAAAAAAAAGGGAUACUUCGAGAUGAAAAGGGUACUAUUUCGUGGAUCCAUUAGCUCCUCGAUUCAAAAUAUAGAAUCGUAUAAAUCCGCGAAUUAAUUCAGUGUACAAAUUUUAGAAACGUGUGAGUCACUAAAGCGCGAGGUACAACUGACGAGCGGUAUUAAGUGAUAUACAAAUCGGUGAUUGGCGUGUUUGUGGACAAUAUCGGAGCGCUAAGAGACCUUCUUCGAGGAAGCGAGUGACUCAUCGAUGAGCAAGGACCAGAGCGAUAUCGUCGAGCGCGGAAUUUUCGAGCGUGCGUUCCGCAAAUUUUCGAGGAAAGUGUAUUGUCAGACGCGAGCUCCUCGAAUAUCUAUCUCGCCCGCUCUUAAUGGACAAAGUUAUGAUUAAGUUCGACGUCACGCAAGUGAUGCGAAGUACAUUCGAUCUCACAUGCUCACGCGAACAGACACGCGGCUCACGGUGGUGAGAAUGCCAGGUGACGCAAUGGUAAAGUUCGAGUGUCGCAUGAUCGACGAGGAGACUAACGACAGGUGAUUAUGCAGUUCGCAGAGUAUCGCCGUUCAAGUUACUGCGACCAAGGAUUCGGAUGGCAAGGCGGCUCGCGGUUCGUCGUAAAACUGCGAUACAUCGUAAGAGCAUCUAUGCGGAACUCUCUACGCGGCGUCGACAAAACCGAUACGAUUCUCUCCACGAGACACAAUCGAGGAGCAAGAUAAAUCGAGCAGGGGAUCGCGACGUUAUGGUACCCGGAUUCGCUUCAAUAUCUUCCGAAAGGCAACUUGAUAAACUCGAAGAGCUCGAAAAUUUGAUCAGAAUUGAAGACAAGCAAGAGACAAGGUUAGACAGGGAGGACAAGGAGCUCGCGAGGGUGAAGAUGGUAACGUGAUAAGGCGAGAUCGAAAGGCAAUGCAAAAUCGGGAAGUGAUAGAAAAUUGCUGAACGUGAUGGAAAUAAGCUCGAUAACGACGACGGCGACGGUCGCUUCCGAUUAUUAUGACGUUGGUGGAUUCAUGCAUUAUAACUACAGCAAUGACAGCUACGACGGGCCACUCGAAUGUAGGCAGGAGGUCAAUACCAACAGCCUGCCCGACUUCAUCAUUUAUGGCAUAUUCGUCAACCUGAUCGGUCUUUUCGGGAUCUUCGGUAACACGAUCUCGAUGAUCAUCCUGUCGCGGCCGCAGAUGAAGUCGUCCAUCAAUUAUCUGCUGAUCGGAUUGGCCAGAUGCGACACCGUACUGAUCAUCAUCGCGGUAUUAAUCUACGGAUUACCGGCAAUUUACACGUAUACCGGCGCGCUAUUCGACUAUAAAUUCAUCGUCUAUCCGAAGACCAUCAGGUACCUGUAUCCGCUGGCUUGCAUAGCGCAAUUUGUGACGGUGUAUCUGACGUUAACGGUGACUUUAGAGAGAUACAUCGCGGUCUGCCAUCCGCUGAAAGCCAGAUCCUUCUGCACUUACGGACGGGCCCAAGUGGCAGUGGCAGUCAUAGUGAUCGUCGCCUUUAUUUACAAUCUGCCCAAAUUCUGGGAAAUCAAAGUGUACAACGAGAGGCACUGGAAGUACAAUAUCACGGUGUACUGCGUAGACGCAACCGAAUUAAGGAGCAACGAGUUUUACGUCACCCUGUACAUCCACUGGAUGUACUUCUUCGUGUACUACAUGUUCCCGUUUAUCAUGCUGGUGAUUUUUAACACGGCCAUUUAUCGACGGGCGUAUGUCGGCUUCCAGGUCAGAAAGGCGAACAGGGACCUGCAGCAGCUGUCGCGUCAUCAGCGCCGCGAGAUCGGCCUGGCGACGAUGCUGAUGUGCGUGGUGGUCGUGUUCCUGAUCUGCAACAUAAUGCCCAUGGUCUCGAACGCGCACGAGACGUUCAUCGCGGAUCCGCCGCAGUGGAUGGUGCAGAUCGGCAAUCUGCUGGUGACCAUCAACAGCAGCAUCAACUUUAUCAUCUACGUGAUCUUCGGCCGUAAGUUCAAGAGGAUAUUCCUCAAGCUCUUCUGCUCGUCCCGGCUGUUCGUGCAGGGCCGGGACAGUCCGGAGUUCCAGACGUACGACGAGUCGAUCGUCACCAACACGACGAAUAUUGAGCUGAGAAACUCGGUGAGGCACAGCCACCUCCAUCGCGCCAACACCAUCAGCUGGAACAACAACAUCCACGUGUCCAACGGCAGUACCAGACAGAGUCUGAAGACCGGCAGGCCGGCCAGCCCCGGUUCCUGUCCGGUUUAUCAUCCGGGCAAGAAUCCAGCGAGGAGCCCCAGUCAGAUGUCAAGAGCGUCGAACGGCCGCAACAGCUGGAACAGGAGGGAGAAUGGCGAUUCCACACUGUAAUAUGGACAGCAACAACUGUUCUUCGCGUUUAUUAUGCAAUUAGAAGUCUGCUGAGUGUUUUAAUCAAUGUCAAGAACUUCCAUUGAUUAGAAGUAGUGAAAAAAAAAAUGUAGAAUGAUAAUUCCAAUGGACAACAAAUGUCAGUCUUUUUAUAUCUGUUACAUCUGUCUUGCGAAAAAUCAACUGUGUGUCUCAAUCGGUUGCCGGAGUCUUUGGUUGGUCAGAACUAACGGAAGAAGAAUGAUACCUUCACGUUGUAAUGUAUGAUACAUAAUCGCGUUCGCUGCGUUUUAUUGUUUGAUGAAUGAUCCAAGAAUGAUAUUAAACUGUCAAAUGGAUGUCAAAAGGACCAAAGCGAUGUAAAAGAUAA
Wasmannia auropunctata (little fire ant) is the source of this 4227-nucleotide messenger RNA. It is a transcript of the gene FMRFaR, whose product is annotated as FMRFamide receptor. The record is from RefSeq and is a predicted model, not a curated record. Gene Ontology annotation, molecular function: G protein-coupled receptor activity. The coding region runs from base 2472 to 3857 and encodes 461 amino acids. Gene Ontology annotation, cellular component: membrane. Lineage: Eukaryota; Metazoa; Arthropoda; Insecta; Hymenoptera; Formicidae. Gene Ontology annotation, biological process: G protein-coupled receptor signaling pathway. The transcript is spliced from 6 exons.